This is a messenger RNA of Leptidea sinapis, 1761 nucleotides long. RefSeq names its product JNK1/MAPK8-associated membrane protein. Gene Ontology annotation, molecular function: ubiquitin protein ligase binding. Gene Ontology annotation, cellular component: membrane. The coding region runs from base 232 to 1125 and encodes 297 amino acids. NCBI's taxonomy places the organism in Eukaryota, Metazoa, Arthropoda, Insecta, Lepidoptera, Pieridae. Gene Ontology annotation, biological process: response to unfolded protein. The record is from RefSeq and is a predicted model, not a curated record. The transcript is spliced from 5 exons.
UAAAUAUUAUUUGACUUUUAUGCACCAAACAAUAAAUAAUAUGUAAAAUUUUAUUACAUAAAAGCUAUCAAAACUCAAAGUUAUUAAUAAAUUAUUUGCAUGCACUUUACAGUCUACAUGUAAAUAGUCUUGUAUGGUUUGAAGUUUUACUGUAAGCGUUGAGUGUAAAACUGUAAACUUGUACUUUUGUUUUCUAUUAUUUUACCUAUUACAGGGAACUGGCUCACCGAGAUGUCGGUAGUAAGAACAUGUCCAGGAUUAUAUUGUGGCCGAACUGCACUGGGGGAUGGUUCUUGGAGUGAUUGUGGAGCUUGCCCUCGAGGAUAUCGCAAAAAUGCAUCAAGCUACUGUGUAGAGUGUACUGAUGAGGCCUCCUUAUAUGAUUGGCAAUAUCUUGGAUUUAUGGUUCUUUUGCCACUAGUUCUACACUGGUUUUUUAUAGACAUGGUCACAAUUGGAAAGACCAAUACUAAGGCAUUGCAUCAGCAUUUUUGUGCAUUAUUAGAAGUAGUAACAGGAACAGUGGGUGCAUUACUCAUGUUGGCUCCAACAGGAUCGUUGUCUCUUUAUGUGUGCACUCCUAAAGCAUUAUCAGAUUGGUAUACUCUUUUGCACAAUCCUCAACCAGACUAUAAAGAAACUUUGCAUUGUACUCAGGAGGCAGUAUACCCGCUAUACACAAUAAUUCUUUUAGUGUAUGCAUUUAGCCUUCUGCUAACAGUAGUAAUGAGGACAAUCUUGUUGGCAUGGCUAAAGAUAAGUGUAGGAAAUAAAGCAAUAUAUUGUGCUUUAUAUUUUUAUCCAAUUUUGGUGUUGACACAUACUGUUGCUGCAGGCUUAAUAUAUUGUGCAUUCCCGUACAUAGUGAUUAUAAUAUCAAUGAUGACUUCAGCAUCACAUUUUUCAAUCAAAUUAAACCAAUCUGCACCUGCCUUAUUUGUAUCUUCAGUGAAAAAUUUCAGAAACCUCAUUAUUUUGGUCGGGCACUGGCUUAUACAUGCCUAUGGGAUAAUUUCACUCACUGGUUUUAAAGAACUGUGGUAUUUAACUUUGGUGCCAGCCCCUGCUUUAUUUUAUAUACUCACAGCACAAUUCACCGACCCAAUGAAAAUACAUAAUGAUUGACUUGAGCGAGUCACUUUGGAGAAAAUGGUUCUGUUGUGAUCAUACCUAACCUCUUGGCCACAGCCAAGAGCGGCGCUGAUAGUGGCUUAGCGUAAGGCACGGCAAGCGGCGAUAAUACGUAUUAGACAACAUAAAUAUGUAAAUAUGCCACUUCCGAUACACGCGCAAGGAUACCCUCGUACUAGCGAGUAUUGAGACGGCCACAGCUCAGAGUGGCGUGCCCGGCGGAAUCGGUGGGCGGAUUCGGCACGAAAGAAACAAUUUUAUUAGUAUCGCGAGUUGAGCUUUAUAAAUAUUGAAUACGAAAUAAAUUAAUCGCUGACGCAGCCGCCGUCGCAACUAGUCGAGCAGUGGCAUAUUUACUCUCAAAACUUGAUGAUUAUUGGUCGAUUGAAAGUAACCUAUCUUAAGCCGUGAAUCUGAGUACAUUUAGAUUAGUUUUAUUAAGAUGCUAUAUGUUAUGUAGCAAGGAACACACCUGUGUCCUGUAAUAUUUCCGAUGGAGUGGCAAGAGAGAAGAUUUUUUUUUAUCAAUAUUUAUAAAUGCUGUUGUAUAGGUAUUUAGUUAAGAUAUUAAAGAGAUUAUUGAAAAUUUGUUAUAUAAUAUCUCAAAAUAAAGAUAGUGGCAAUCACAAA